Molecule: messenger RNA, 1550 nt
Organism: Ipomoea triloba (trilobed morning glory)
Lineage: Eukaryota; Viridiplantae; Streptophyta; Magnoliopsida; Solanales; Convolvulaceae
Exons: 2
Coding region: 118-618 (166 amino acids)
Source: RefSeq, a predicted model, not a curated record
GCGAAUGCUCUCUUCCAUCUAACUACUUCCUCCCUUAAAAUCACCUUAAACUAAACCCUAAGCCAAAUUCGCUCAUUCCCUUUCGACCAAAUCAACCCGAAGCUAAGGUACUUAGCCAUGCCGCUGCGGUGUUCUCUUUUGUUGGGUUUUGUGUUGGGCAUGGCGGUUAUUGUAUUAGCUCAGCCGCCGUCUAUAUAUGAAGUGCUGAGCGCCAACGGGUUGCCCAUGGGGCUGAUCCCCAGGGGGGUCACGGACUACACUCUCGACGAUUAUGGGCGGUUCGAGGUGCAUUUAGGGCAGGCCUGCAACGCGAAGUUCGAGGACGAAAUCCACUUUGACAUGAACGUUUCGGGGGUUCUGAGGUACGGGCAGAUGGAGGAGGUGGACGGGAUUGCGGCGCAGGAUUUGUUCUUGUGGUUCCCUGUUAAGGGAAUCCGGGUGGAUGUGCCCAGUUCUGGGCUGGUUUACUUCGAUGUGGGAGUCGUGUCUAAGGAGUUUUCUUUCUCAUCUUUUGACACUCCUAGAGAGUGUACUGCUAUUGUUCACCCCGAACAUAUUCUCCCCAUUCGAGUCCCCGAUCAUCAUGAUGAUGCCCCUCUUCUUUUGCUUGAUUCUUAGAGUCGUCUAUAUAUGCGGGGCCAAUAGAAGCUCGAUCAAGAUCAGAAGGAUAUUACAACUAACAUGCAGGCCGGGCUGUUUUGUUUUGUAGUAGAAUGAAUUGAAUAUACAUGCUGUGAUGCAUCAUAGCUAGCUAGCUAAACCGAAUUCAUCAUAAACUUUUUAUCGGAUAUUGUGGGCGUCAUUUUGUCAGAUUCUUUAAACUUUAUUGUUUUUUUUUUAUAUGGAAAAAACAAAAUUAAAAGUCAUGGACUUUAAGGUAUUCCUUGUACAUAUACACACAUGUGCAGCUAUCACGGUCUAGUUUAGCUGCUCCAUGUGCUUCAUUUCAUUGCGCUUGCUUUGCUUGCAGUGUUGUGUAUAGUGUGGGUCUCUAAACUGUCACAUACAUUGUCCACUCUACACCACAUAAUAUGAAGGAAAGAUGGAAUGAUCACCCAAUCAAGUGGCUAAGGAUACAAGCUUGUAGUCCGUAAGGACAGCGCAGGUGGUAAGAGUGCUUUACCUACCGUCGAGAGGUUGGAGGUCCGAUCCUCAAACCCUUGGUUUUGAGCCGAUCAGCUAUGGGUAACCUAGGCUGGUUUACUUCCGUGUGGUCCUUUGCCGGCUAGGGUCACAGGGCGAGGAGAAAACCUCGUUAAAAGAAGGAUACAAGCUUGUAAUCGCAAGGUCACAAGUUUGAAACUCAACUCUCUUGGUUUGAGCCGGCCAGCUAUGGACAACCUAGGCUGGUUUACUUUUUUGGGGUUCUUUAUCCGCUAGGGUUAUAAGGAGGGAUUUAUCGGUGCAUGCUCUCUAAUAGAAUGAUGCAUGCAUUGUCGUGGCCAUACGCCCAUACAGUGAAUUUUGGGGAAAGGGUGUUGGAUUUUUUGGUUUAUAAUAAGGAUCCAACGUCGCUGUUAAUGAAUUCUCAUUUUUUUAGUUUAGGAAAA